Molecule: messenger RNA, 1202 nt
Organism: Tuber melanosporum (Perigord truffle)
Lineage: Eukaryota; Fungi; Ascomycota; Pezizomycetes; Pezizales; Tuberaceae
Exons: 3
Coding region: 184-1056 (290 amino acids)
Source: RefSeq, a predicted model, not a curated record
CUGAAUAAUUUGGGUCGAGAAUUUGAAGAGAUAAAUACUGUAGAGGUUUAAUUGCUGAAUCCUUCCCUUCCCACAGACAAUAAAAUACCCGAAGGCCAAUUUAAUGCUCAUAAACACGACUUCUACCACCUCUGUUUUUGCUUGAGCCUUUCAUUACUCUACAAAACAACCCUUCAUUUCGAAAUGGCCGCUCCAAGAGUCUGGCUUGUCACCGGGACUUCCUCCGGUUUCGGAAACGAACUCGUCCACACCAUCCUCAAAAACGGUCAUAAAGUCGUCGCGGCGGGAAGGAAUACUUCGAGAUUGACCUCUCUGAAGGAGGCCGGCGCUGCGACUACCAAGAUCGACCAGAACGAGCCCUUAGAUAUACUCAGGAAGCAGGUUGAGGACGCCAUUACUAUUUAUGGACACAUCGAUGUUAUCGUCUUGAACGCAGCUUAUGUCACUACGGGAACUUUGGAGGAGCGAACGCCCGAAGAAUCGCUCGCACAAUACCAUACAAACGUCUUCGGCAUCCUAAACCUCUACCGCGCCAUCCUUCCGCACUUUCGAGUACGAAAGGCCGGUAUUAUUGCCACAGUCGGUAGCAUGGGAGCUUCAAUGACAGAUCCUCUCAUUGGUCUUUAUCACUCUUCCAAAGCCGCUGUCAGAAACCUCUCCCUCACCCUCGACAAUGAAGUAAAGCCCUUUGGCAUAAAAACUUGCCUGAUCGAACCCGGAUACUUCCGCACAAACCUCCUCUCCUCAGGGACAUCAUUCCAGCUCCCAGAAACCAAGAUCGAAGCCUACGCUGAGAUCAACGAGAAAACAAAGACAUUCCUCACCGAGCGGGACAGAAAACAAAGUGGAGACCCCAAGAGGGGUGCUCAGGUCAUCUUUGAUGUCCUCACCAGCUCAGGAUGCGCAAGGGGGAGGGAAGUUCCCAAGACGCUUGCUCUCGGAAGUGAUGCUGUCAAGUGCAUCAUUGGCAGCAACGAGGAGUUCAACAAGAGGGUCGAAGAAUGGAAGUCCGUCAGCGAGAGCACGGAUUUCCCGAAGGAGGAGCAGCAUUAUUAAAUGGAGACCUUUUGGGGCGCAAUAUCCGGUUGUAAUUGCUGGAGUUGUGCCGCAGCUUUUCUCUAGUGUUAGAAUUUCAAUUAUAUUUUUCUUCCGGGACCUCGAAGUCGUCGUUUGGAAGCAUUUAUCUCACCCAUGAUCACUCA